Messenger RNA from Halichondria panicea, 1270 nucleotides. RefSeq names its product pyrroline-5-carboxylate reductase-like. Gene Ontology annotation, molecular function: pyrroline-5-carboxylate reductase activity. The transcript is spliced from 7 exons. The coding region runs from base 73 to 1146 and encodes 357 amino acids. Gene Ontology annotation, biological process: L-proline biosynthetic process. Lineage: Eukaryota; Metazoa; Porifera; Demospongiae; Suberitida; Halichondriidae. The record is from RefSeq and is a predicted model, not a curated record.
AGAAAAUUCGGGCUGCAAAAGAGGCCCGCAUGGCCUAUAUUAAAAAUUCUCCAAACUGAAGGCCGGCUAAGAAUGUCUAAAAGCACCUCUCCUUCUGUUGUGCUCACAGCCACAGCAGCUGUUACCAAAAAUACCACUGUCACUGCCUCGGGAGGUGGUAGAUCAUUAAGCACAAGAAACCUCACAGGGUCAGGCCCUCCUCCAGUCAAGAGAGCAAGGUCUUCUUCACUGAUUCAACAGACUAAGCAGCCUGGGCUUGGGAAAUGGGCUAUAGGCUUCAUUGGAGCUGGCAAUAUGGCCAGGGCUAUUACAGAGGGACUGAUCGGAUCAGCACAAGUAUCACCGUCUCAAAUUACUGCAUCAGCCACUAGUGCAAACUCCGAGAACCUCAAGAAAAUGAAGGCACUUGGAGUGAAUGCCACCACCUCCAACAACCUGGUGAUGACAUCAUCUGACAUCAUUAUAAUCGCCGUAAAACCACAUCAUGUGUUGAGCGUGUUAUCGGACCUGCACGAUUGCUACGUCUCAGCACAGUCUUCGGGCAAUCCUCCCAAGAACCUGAGACCCUUGAUUGUGUCCGUAGCAGCAGCCAUUACUAUCACUGACAUAGAAAGCAAGACCUCAGUGUCGUGGCAAAUCACUGGCUACCCAGUCAAAGGUCAUCUUCCAGUCAUUCGCUGUCUUCCCACUCUCGGUACAGCCAUCAACGCUGGCAUCACGGCAUACACCAAGGGCCGAUAUUGUAACGAGGAUGAUGUGGAACCAUUUCUCUUUGUCUUUGGGCUGGUCUCCCAUUGUGAGGAGGUGGAGGAGAAGCACAUGAAUGCAUUCGCAGCUUUCGGCAGUGGAAUCGCUUUUAUGGCUGUGGCUCUGGAGGCUCUGGCUGAUGGAGGAGUGAUGGCUGGUAUUCCACGGGCCUUGUCCCAGAGAGUGGCAGCCCAUACAAUGCUGAGUACUGCUCAACUUGUUAUAAAGAAAAAACUUCAUCCUGCGGAGGUGAAGGAUGCUGUAGCAUCUCCAGCUGGUACUACCAUCAGUGGUUUGCAAUGUCUGGAGAGCAGUGGUUUCAGAGGAGCAAUCAUGACAGCAAUCAAGACUGCAGCUAACCGAGCUGACGAAAUGAACCCUUCCUUAUCAAAGACUUAAAAAUAUAAUUAUUCCCAAUAAUAUUUUCACUUUUACUUUUCAAUAUUAAAAAUCUUGUGAUUUGUCUUUUAUAAAAUAAAAACAACAAUAACAAAUGUGCUAUAUAUAUAUAGUACUGCCAUGA